AUGACAUUUUGGAAUAAAUUAAGUAAACCAUUGGUAUCGUUAGCACCAAUGGCUGAUGUCACUGAGGUAUCAUUUAGAUUUUUAAUAGCAAAUGUAAUAAAUAAAUAUUGGAUCAAACCUAAUAAUGUAGUAUUAUUUAACGAGUUUUUAGCAACCGAAGGGGUUUGCAGAGAUCAUAUAGCGCAGCAAUUAGAAUAUAGUGAAAUAGAAAAACCUAUUGUAGCACAGUUUUUUGGGUGUAGACCAGAGGCAUUCAAAAUAUCAGCAGAAAUAGCAUGUAAUAAAUAUAAUUAUGAUGGAAUAGAUAUUAAUAUGGGUUGUCCAAGUAGAAAAGUAGUUUCACCCAAACAAGCAGCUGGUGCAGCUUUAAUAACCAACCCAAAAUUAGCACAAGAAAUUAUAUAUGCAACAAAAGAAGGUGCUGGUUCAAAACCAGUUUCGGUUAAAACCAGAAUUGGAUUCGAUUCAAUUGAUAUAGAAUCAUGGAUACCGAAAAUAUUGGAAGCUAAACCAUCCUGCUUAACAUUACAUCUCAGAACUAAAAAAGAGUUGUCAUUGGUGCCAGCACAUUGGGAACACGAAAUACUAGACAGGGUUUUAGAAAUGAGGAACUCUAUAUCACCAGAGACUUUGAUAAUGGGUAAUGGCGACGUCGAAACAAUGGAGCAAGCCUAUCAAUACUCCAAAGAAUUCGGAAUCGAUGGUGUAAUGAUCGGUAGAGCAAAUUAUGGCAAUCCAUGGCUACUCAAUCCGAAUUUAGUCUUUGAAUAUAUAGAACCUAGAACUACAGAUUGUGGACCAAAUAUACCGCCAACUGAAAAUCAAUUAAAAAUUAUUGAAAAAAAAUCAAAAAACUAUAUCCCAACCACCAAUGGCGACAGUGACGCGCUAAUCGAAAUUUCAAUUAAAGAAAUAUUGUCAACCAUUGUUAUGCACGCUAUUUAUAGAGAGGAGAUUUCAAGAUCCAAAUCAUUAUCACCUUUAAAUGCACACUUUAAGAAUUAUCUCAAGCCUUUGUCAAAUUUAGGUGAUGUAAGCUCUUUAAGAAAACAACUAUACGAAUGCAAAAGCUCUCAAGAGAUUUCAGAUUCCAUAAAUAGUUUUUUAACUUUUAAAAAAAGGGAGUUUGAUCAUUUAAUUUAUACAGAAAUUUUAAAUAAUACAAAAAAUUUAAUAAAUAGUUCGAAAUUUUAUAAAUAA
Dictyostelium purpureum is the source of this 1200-nucleotide messenger RNA. RefSeq lists its product as uncharacterized. NCBI's taxonomy places the organism in Eukaryota, Evosea, Eumycetozoa, Dictyosteliales, Dictyosteliaceae. The coding region runs from base 1 to 1200 and encodes 399 amino acids. The record is from RefSeq and is a predicted model, not a curated record. Gene Ontology annotation, molecular function: tRNA dihydrouridine synthase activity; flavin adenine dinucleotide binding. The transcript has a single exon. Gene Ontology annotation, biological process: tRNA processing.